Messenger RNA from Vitis riparia (riverbank grape), 806 nucleotides. RefSeq lists its product as uncharacterized. The record is from RefSeq and is a predicted model, not a curated record. Bases 116 to 490 code for a protein of 124 amino acids. NCBI's taxonomy places the organism in Eukaryota, Viridiplantae, Streptophyta, Magnoliopsida, Vitales, Vitaceae. Gene Ontology annotation, cellular component: mitochondrial membrane. The transcript has 4 exons.
UCAAUACGUUGUUUGAAAAUAAGCGAAUAGGGCAGACCGGGAGAGAUCAUCAAACGGCGGCCGGCGACGAUCUCCUUUUCAUAGUGGCUCAAAGGUCCUCUUGUGGCAUGCAGCAAUGACGUCAAUGGAGAAAAAAGCUAGCAAUCUUGCGGCUACAACCGCCGCUAAGAUUCAGAAAUCGAAUCCGGGAUUCAAAAGGUGGGGCAGGCAAAAUCCAUUUGUGAAAUACGGGGUUCCAAUGAUCUCCCUUACGGUGCUCGGAUCGGUCGGCCUCAGUCAUCUCUUGCAAGGCAGCAAGGAUAUUGGGAAGGUGAAAGAUGAUCGUGAAUGGGAGAUCACUGAGGCAAAGAAAGCACUGUCCAGGACAGGACCGGUUGGUGCGUAUAAGCCAAAAAAGAUUUCAAUGGAGGAGGAACUAAAGGCUAUGCAACAGAAGAUUAACAUAGAUGACUACGAGUAUCAGCCAGUUCCUAGACCAAAGGAAAGCUAGUCAGACUCUAGUAAGCUCUUUUUUCUGUUUUUGAAGUUGUCAUGUAUUGCUCAUGAGCAUCUAGUAACAAAGUUCAUAAAUGUAUCAUAUAUAGAGUAGGUACUAUUUUGUUGGAUAUUUCCUUCUCUUUCCUUGGAGAAGUGGAAUAAUUAGAGUUGCUCCCACAGUUCAAUUUUGGCAAUAUUUUGACUAUCAUGGGCCUUCCAAUUCCAGCAAUUGUUUAAUUUCCUUAGCUUAGAUUUCCUCCAAAUCUUAGAAUUGGUUUACCUGGUUCUUCAAUCUAUCAAUAAAUGUAGUAUGAUUUAUUUACUUGGCU